This is a messenger RNA of Amphibalanus amphitrite, 1931 nucleotides long. Its product is annotated as transcription factor LBX2-like. The transcript is spliced from 3 exons. Bases 1 to 1056 code for a protein of 351 amino acids. NCBI's taxonomy places the organism in Eukaryota, Metazoa, Arthropoda, Thecostraca, Balanomorpha, Balanidae. The record is from RefSeq and is a predicted model, not a curated record. Gene Ontology annotation, cellular component: nucleus. Gene Ontology annotation, molecular function: RNA polymerase II cis-regulatory region sequence-specific DNA binding; DNA-binding transcription factor activity, RNA polymerase II-specific. Gene Ontology annotation, biological process: cell differentiation; regulation of transcription by RNA polymerase II.
AUGACUACGACGACGGCGUCCGAGUGUUCGGAGGGCGGCGGCGGCGGCGGCGGGGUGGUGUCGAGCCGCGCCGCCGCCCAGCUGCCGCCGCCGCCGGCGCCGGGCCGGCCGCUGUGGCCCGCCCACCUCGGCUCGGCCACGCAGGCUUACACGCCCUUCUUCAUCAACAACAUCCUGGGCCUGGCGCGGCCGCCGGCGUUCGGCCUGUUCGGCGCGCCGGCAGCCGUCGCUGAUGACGGGGAGGAGCCGCUGAACCUGACGGUGCGCGGCGCGACCGGCGACGGCGACGGCGCGCACCAGCCGGCCCCCGAGGCCGCAGAGGUUGCCGACUCCAAGCCAGCCGGCAAGGGCAGCCGCAAAGACCGGCCGUCCAAGAAGCGGAAGGAGCCGCCGACAGCGGGUCCCACCACUCCCGAGGAGGCCGAUGGCAGACGCAAGAAGGCGCGCACCACCUUCACCGGCCGGCAGAUCUUCGAGCUCGAGAAACAGUUCGAGAUCAAAAAGUACCUUUCGUCGACGGAGCGCUCGGAUAUGGCCAAGCUGCUGAGCGUCACAGAAACUCAGGUGAAGAUCUGGUUCCAGAACCGGCGCACCAAGUGGAAGAAGGCUGAGAACGAGGCUGCUGCUGCGGCCGCCGCCUCGGCAGCGGCGCCCGGCGCGGCUGCCCCGACCACGGGCGCUCCGAUCGCCGCUCCAGCCGCUGCCGACGCCAACACCACUGACAGUGCCGGUGCUGGUGACGGUCCUGGUGACGCCGCUGCUGAGAAGAGUCCGCGUCACUCCGACUCCGAGCCGCCGUCGGCCGAGACGGAGGCGGACAGCGCCGGCCGACAGGCCUCUCCCCACGCCGACAGCUCCCCGCUGACGGCGGCCAGCCCGGACCGUGCCAGCGCGUCGCCGGCCCGCUCCCCGCCGCCGGCCGACGCCAUUCGUGCCACCAAACCGCGCAACGGCAUCGCAAAGCUGGAGAGCCUGGUGUUCGAGCGAGAGAAGGAGGCGGCGCUCAACAACAACAAUGUGCCGACCGAGCAGAGCCGACAGUGCGCCGAGAGCUGAGCACACUGUCACCUGGUGGCCGGGUGGAAUAACUGAAGUUUGUUGCGCUGCCGCGGGGAAGCCGCGGCGCUGCGGUCGGUCCCGCGAUGGACCACCGCCUGCGUGGGACGCUGGAGCCAGCCAUUGCCUUAUUGUCGCUGGGAGAACGAUGACCUGCUGAGUGGCUCGAACUGGCCGUAUCAGUGCAGACCGAGGACCUCAGUGUGAGGCGGUGUGCCGAGAUCGAGCUUACCGAGCCGCCGUUUGUCUGUCUGUGUGGGCGCGCGAAUGUGUGUCAGGCUGUCGAUAGCCUGGCCGGCCGAGUCCGAACUUACAGCACUGAGACUGGCACCGGCCGGCCGAGCGGACGGGCGCGGUGGUACCCACUGUCCCUCCGUCUCCGGGUGUCGUAUGUACGUUAGAUGUCGGCGCGGGGCGCUGCAGGCUUUUGUACCCGCCGCCCAGCCUGGGGCUAGUCACCACUAGAGCUUAUCCGCGAACAUAAUCAGCUUGCCGGGCGAGUCAGGCGGUGUGCGAGGGUGACGACGGGACGGAACGCCAGUGGACUGUACUGGGCGGACAGGCGCCUGUUAUCCAGGGCGAGCUCAGAAGCGUGCCGGACCGCAUCCCUUUGAACGCCGCGCCGAGCAGGCUCGCCCGCUCAGGGCCCUCAGAAGGCCGUACAAAGCUCCUGGAUCUUUUAGCGACUGGUUCUCGGCCGUCAGGUGUGCGUGUCCGCCCGAUGGGUCCGCGUCAUAUUGUUGUCACGAUGUUCUGCGUUGAUUAUUUAAUUAUGAAAAUAAUCGCUUAGUUUGCAUGCAUGUGUUUCCGCUGUUCGGGUGUGUGGCAGUGGAAAGGUGGGCGCUUAAACCGAGAAAAUAUACGAAUAAACGUUA